AUGACCACACGGCUCAUUGUCAAAAACUUGCCCAGCACCUGCACGGAGCAACAGCUUCGAAAGUUUUUCGAAAAAUAUGGUCAGAUUUCCGAUGCCUCGUUGAAGUACACAAAAGAAGGAAAAUUUCGCGGUUUUGCAUUUGUUGGAUUUCUAGAUGAAAGUUCUGCUUCAAAUGCAAUGGCUAAGUCCAAUCAGACGUUUUUCAACUCGAAGAGAUUAACGGUAGAAGAGUGCCGUCCGUUUGGAGAUGCAAACAAGCCAAGAGCUUGGAGCAAGUACGCGAAAGAUUCUAGUGCAUAUAAGCGGGCUCAUGGAGAGGAAGGAACUUCAGAGCCCCGGCAGUCACAUGGUACCGGAGAGCCUGAAGCGAAAAAACAGAAAAAUGACGAGAAGUUUGAUCAAUUCAUGGAAGCGAAAGGUGUAACUGUUGAAAAAGAAGUCAAAUUGAGCAAAGACAAGUCCGCAGAAGCAAAAAAACUGAUGAAGGAACUUAUGGAAGGUGUUGAAGGUGAUACUUCACUCUCUUUAAUUUUCUCCGGACUGCCGAGCUCCGCAAAAGGUAAAAAUAUCAAGGAAUGGCUCAAUCCAAUUCGUGUGAAAGCUAUGAAAAUCGCCCGGAAUGACGAUGUUGCUGCAGCAUUUGUUUCUUUCAACAGACCACCAGAUGUCCGAAGAGCUCUUCAAAAGGACGGACAGUUUUUAGGAGGAUUUAAAAUUGCAAUCGAAAAAAUCGAGACAGCCGAACCAGAAAAAGAACAUGUCGAAGAGCACGGAGCUUCGUUGGAGAGCCGAGACAAAGAGGAAGAGUCGGUUCGUGAAAAGAUCCUCGAGACAGGCCGACUGUUUCUACGUAAUUUGCCAUACGCUACAAAAGAAGACGACCUUCAGUUUCUUUUCAAAAAGUAUGGAGAGGUUUCGGAAGUUCAGGUCAUUAUCGAUAAGAAGACUGGUAGCUGUAAAGGUUUUGCAAUCGUUGAAUUCGUUUUCCCCGAGGCGGCAGUCGCUGCUUAUUCGGCUCUUGACGGAUACGUUUUCAAAGGACGUAUGAUGCAUAUUCUUCCUGGAGACGAAAAGCGUGAUACGCCUGCUGAAGAUCAAGAAACUGUGGAAACUGCUCCAGACGAUCCAGACAAUCCAACGAAAGCCGCUGUCAAGAAAGAGAAGAAAAAGAAGACGUUCAAGGAUGAAAAGGAAGAAGAGAAGAAGGCUUCUGCUGGCAAAACAGCUCACUCAUGGAAUGCUUUGUUUUUGGGCGCUAACGCGAUUGCAGAUACAUUGGCACAACGUUUGAAUGUUAAAAAAUCGGAUUUGCUGACAAGUGACCAAGGUGAGUCAGCUGGAGUUCGUCUAGCUCUUGCCGAAACACGUCUUGUUCGCGAAACUCGUGAUUUCUUCCUGGAAAACGGUGUGAAGUUAGACGCAUUCUCAAAGCCUGCUGAAAAACGAAGUGAUACUGUCAUGUUGGCGAAGAACUUGCCAGCUGGUGUAGAAACUGAAGAGCUUCAAAGAAUGUUUGAAAAAUUCGGUGAUUGUCAGAAAGUAUUGAUGCCUUCUGAAGGCGGUGUCAGUGCUCUCGUCAUUAUGGGAAACCCUGUUGAUGCUAAAAAGGCUUUCCGAGCGUUAGCCUAUUCCCGAUUCAGAAGUCAGCCAUUGUAUCUUGAAUGGGCUCCAUAUGACGUGAUGGGAGCCACUGAACAACCAAAAGAAGAAGAACAGGAAAAAUCAGAAGAUUAUACAAAACCAAAAAAGUCUAAGAGAGAAAUGACUUAUGAGGAGAAGAAAAAGGAGAGGAAAAACAGGCAGCAAGGAAUAACAGAAACAGAGGAAGAUAAGAAGUUAGACGAAGAUGAAGUGGAAGAAACAAAAGAGUCGGAGCCCGUCGAAAAGAAGAAGAAGAAAGAAAAGAAACAGCCAGAAAGAGAAAUCGAGUCUGGCAGUGCCAUUUUCGUUAAAAAUCUUGCUUUCGACACUACAGACGAUGGUUUAGGAUCUCUUUUCCGGAAACGUUAUGGUGAUUUGGUCAAGAAUGCUCAAAUCUCCAAGAAACUCAAUCCAGCCGAACCUACGAAACCUCUUUCAAUGGGAUUCGGAUUCGUACAGUUCUACACUGCUCUCGAUGCGAAAAACGCAUUGAAAGAGAUGCAAGGUGAACUUCUCGAUGGUCACUCUUUGGAAUUGAAGAUUUCUCACAGAGAGAACGUGGAUAAAGGAGCUCUCAAACGAAAAGAUGUCAAGCAGAAAGAGCAAGGAGAAUGCACAAAACUUCUUGUUAGAAAUUUGCCAUUCGAAGCUUCUAUCAAAGAAGUGGAGACUCUUUUCGAGACGUUUGGAGCUGCCAAAAGUAUCAGAAUUCCACGAAAACCAGGACAAAAGCUACAGCAUCGUGGAUUUGGUUUCGUCGAAUUCAUCUCAACUGACGAAGCUUUCCGUGCAUUCGAUUCUCUUGUUCACUCAACCCAUUUAUACGGACGACGUCUCGUUUUGGAAUGGGCGAAAGAGGAUGAAACCGUUGAGGAAUUGCGAGAGAAAACUGCUGAAAAGUUUUCUGGAAACAAGAAAGGAUCUAAAAAAUCGAAGGCUCAAACCGAAGAAUUCCAGCAACAACUGCAAAUUGCCGAUGAUGAAAAGGAUUAA
Caenorhabditis briggsae is the source of this 2634-nucleotide messenger RNA. RefSeq names its product Protein CBR-RBD-1 (gene Cbr-rbd-1). The transcript is spliced from 7 exons. NCBI's taxonomy places the organism in Eukaryota, Metazoa, Nematoda, Chromadorea, Rhabditida, Rhabditidae. Bases 1 to 2634 code for a protein of 877 amino acids. The record is from RefSeq and is a predicted model, not a curated record. Gene Ontology annotation, molecular function: RNA binding.